Neurospora tetraspora is the source of this 1361-nucleotide messenger RNA. RefSeq lists its product as uncharacterized. The record is from RefSeq and is a predicted model, not a curated record. The coding region runs from base 274 to 978 and encodes 234 amino acids. Lineage: Eukaryota; Fungi; Ascomycota; Sordariomycetes; Sordariales; Sordariaceae. The transcript has a single exon.
CAUCUGGUCUUCAAUGUGCCUUCUUUGUCCUCUCCGUGACGCGGAGAUGCCCCAAUGGCCUCCUCAUUUGACGACACUCUCAAGCCCCUGCUUUUUUAAAACUUACGUUCAAGUUCAAGAUUCUUACACACAGCAGGUUCGACUUCCAUACCGCUGACCAUCUAGGCCUAGAAGCUCGAUUAUCUCGCCUUCUUGCUAGCCCUAGAAAGACACCUACAUACGGCUUCCAUAUACGGCUUCCAUCUGUCCGGAUCUAACUCAACCCUCCUAAGCAUGGCUUUCAACUCCAAUUCCAGCCUCGCCUUACUCACCACCCUAAGCCUCACAACCCUCACCAACGCCGAUGUCCCCGUCUCCAUCUUCUCUUACACGCCUUACCUUCAACAGCGAGAAUGCGUCAAGGAUUGCAUCUGGCACUCGGGCUUUACAGCAAAAGACCUUAUUGUCGCCCUUGGAUGCAGCGGGCCAUGGGUUAACGAAUGCUAUUGCAGCGGCAACGACAAUUACGAACACGCCAGUACGGCCAGCUCCUUUCUCCAGAGCUGCGUCGCCGAUAGUUGUCGGACUCCGUCGACGGACAUGCUGGUUACGAGCGCUUUUGGGGUUUAUAACGAGUACUGCGCGGAGGCGGGGAUGGCUAUUCCUUUGGUGGUGGCUAGUACCACGGGGUCUGGUGAGGUGACGGGUGUGGUGACUGAGUCUGUGGGAAGGGGGGAGCCGACGGCGGGGUUUGAGGAUGGGACUGGGUCGUUGGGUACGGGUUCAGGUGAGUUUCACCAUCUUGCUUUCUCCUUGAGCCUUUGCACAUUUCUGCCUACUCUUUCAUGGCCGAUUUACUACUACAUUACCAGGCUUAUCCACCGGUGCGAAAGUCGGGAUAGCAGUCGGUUCUACCGUCGUUGCCUUGGCACUGGUUGCAUCUGCUGUCAUUACAUGGCGUCUCAAGGUCAAGGCUCGUGUAUCUCUUUCCAGACGUAAAGAUGCCAGGGAAGUCAGGGCAAACGAUGCCGGAAAAACUGAAGUUCCUCAACUGCAAAUUAUCCGGCACUCAGGACUCCCAGCAGCGACCAUUCGUUACAACUAGGUUGCCGAGAUAUGUCAAGCAAGAUCUUGAUGUCAAAACGAACUAUCACGGUCUAGGUGCCGCAUGCAUGCAAGCGUUCACCGGUAGACCACCGGUAGACCGGCCCUACCGGAUAUUGCACGGCCCCGGCCUGUCAAAGGUGAAGUCGCAGCGUCAUUGGGCCGCAUCUACACUACAUCUCCGCGCGCGCGCGUGCCGUCCCGAUCUCUGCGGCCGGGAUCGUCAAAUCGUGCAUGAGCUUCUCCGCAGUUGCAAUUAUCCGGAGUGUGCUUCUGAG